Messenger RNA from Protomyces lactucae-debilis, 714 nucleotides. Its product is annotated as leucine-rich repeat-domain-containing protein. Gene Ontology annotation, cellular component: U2 snRNP. The coding region runs from base 1 to 714 and encodes 237 amino acids. The transcript has 2 exons. Gene Ontology annotation, molecular function: U2 snRNA binding; protein binding. NCBI's taxonomy places the organism in Eukaryota, Fungi, Ascomycota, Taphrinomycetes, Taphrinales, Protomycetaceae. The record is from RefSeq and is a predicted model, not a curated record. Gene Ontology annotation, biological process: mRNA splicing, via spliceosome.
AUGGUCAGACUUACAGCAGACCUCAUCGCAGCUGCACCAUCCUUCCUCAACCCGCUGAAAGAUCGCGAAUUAGAUCUCAGAGGACAUAAGAUCCCCGUCCUUGAAAACCUCGGUGUUACGCGCGACCAGAACGAUGCGAUCGACUUGACAGACAAUGAGAUACGCCAUCUUGGCAAUCUCCCAAAACUACCACGUCUCAAAAUGCUCCUACUCGGUCGCAAUCGGAUCGCAAGUCUAGCGGAUUCCCUGGCAACCGGUAUCCCGAACCUUGAACGCCUCGUCCUCACACAGAAUCUCUUACAAAGCCUGAGUGAUCUUGAACCGCUCGCUCAACUAAAACGACUAUGCUUUCUUGUAUUGCAGGGGAAUCCAGUCACCCAACAACAACACUACCGCAGUUGGAUCAUUUGGCGGUGUCCAUCACUACGGAUUCUCGACUAUGCUAAAGUCAAACAAUCAGAGCGCACGGCAGCAAGGGAACUAUUCGGCAGUUCCCUUGAAGACAUGACACCGCUCGCUGCUCAAAUUGCAGGUACAAAAUCGAAUACGUUUGAUGUGGGGGGUGAGACGGCCAUGGGUCGGAUGAGUGAAGCCGAGCGACAACGUAUACACAGAGCGAUUCUCAGUGCAACAACCAUGCAGGAAGUGGUGAAACUUGAAAACAUGCUGGCAGAAGGACGUCUACCAGAUCGCGAUACAGUGAUGAGCCAUUGA